AUGGCUGAUUCCACUGCUGCUAUGGCGACUUCAACGCUGAAGAAGAAGCAUGCCUCUAUUUCUCUACACCAAGAGAAUAUGAAUGUGGAUCGGAUGGAAAGGGUGAAGGAAGAACCACAUCUAAGUACUACCAUUACCAAGCAAUCCGCGAUAUCGAUGUCCACAAAGACAUCCAGGACAGGAGUAUAUGAGACCGAAGAACCCAGGUCCAAUGCUCUUGACAAGAAUAGCGAUACUCGGAUGGCUACCAUAGAAUCCCUCCUGGCUGAGAAUGAUGUCCUCCAAACCCAGAUCACGCAGCUAAAAACCGCCCUUCAUGACGCCCAGAACCAUAUAUUUAGUCUGCAACCACACAUCCAAACCCUUCCAAAUGCCGAUGCGAUCACAUUAUUCCAAUCCCUCGUCUCCUCUGUCGAGAACUGGGUGGACAACUAUCUCGCGGAUAGUCUCGAGGAGAAGGAAGUGGCCGCCGACGCGUUGAAUAUCAAUGAUAUCCGAAAUCUGAUGAAUUUAAUCCCUCCAGAGGGAAUGGCGGCGUUCAAUACCGCGAAUACAGACGUGGAUAUCAUCCAGGCGGUGAUAUUGAAGUUUCUGGUUGAGAGUAUCUUCAACCAAGAAUUUUCCACGCCGCUCCCCAGGCCUGAGAUGGAGUUUGUGAUGGAGGUUGAGAGAGCAAUGCGGGGUUUGAAGCCCAAACGAGAAAUAAACUGGUUGAUGUCAGAUAUCAGAACAAUCCGCCACUGGCACAUAGAAACGUACACGGCCGCCUCAACCCGCCCGGGCUUUGACAAAUUCGCCCACGACAGGAUGUGGAACUUGACUGUGCACAUGAUAAAUAUGCUCCGCGCGUUCGCCCCAAGAACAGAUCCUAAUACACUGGCCAAGAGCUUCCUAAAAACUGUCGCGAAACCCGCCUGCGACUUGGCCCGCAGGUUCCAUCUCUGUUUUGACGAGUAUAGUCUCGAGUGGUCAGAGAACCAUGACAAUGAGAGUUUGGUGGAGGAUCCAGCUGGAGCAUUCCAAAGGGUAAUUAACGAAGGACGGUUUGGAGAGUAUGAUUUUGUUAGGGUUGGGGAGGAGAGGAAGUGGCUGAGGGAUAUGCCGACGUCAUUAUCUAGUGGUAAUGGUGAACGUGAAGGUAAGGAUGGGGAUGGCAAUGAGACCAAGGUAACGGUCAGGUGGCUCUUCGAUAUAGCGCCCAAGCUGGUCUUUCGGAAACUCAAGGUCGAUUCGUGGGGUGAGAAAAAAGUGCUUGUUAAACCAAGGGUUCUGGUGCGGGUUAGUGAGCAGAAGAGGACAGGACCAACGAAAAAGGUGGUGAAGAAGGCUGAAAGGGUUGAGUACAAGACUGUCUUAGGGGCUGUGCAAGGGUGGCUGACGGGGAAGGAGCAUCUUAUUGAGAAGGAGAGGAAGGAUAAGGAAAGAGCAGGGAGACAGCUCGCGGGGCUCUUAGGAGGUAUACUCUGA
Aspergillus nidulans FGSC A4 is the source of this 1467-nucleotide messenger RNA. RefSeq lists its product as uncharacterized. Lineage: Eukaryota; Fungi; Ascomycota; Eurotiomycetes; Eurotiales; Aspergillaceae. Bases 1 to 1467 code for a protein of 488 amino acids. The record is from RefSeq and is a predicted model, not a curated record. The transcript has 3 exons.